Messenger RNA from Colletotrichum phormii, 1503 nucleotides. RefSeq names its product amidohydrolase. The transcript has 2 exons. Gene Ontology annotation, molecular function: hydrolase activity, acting on carbon-nitrogen (but not peptide) bonds. Bases 1 to 1503 code for a protein of 500 amino acids. The record is from RefSeq and is a predicted model, not a curated record. Lineage: Eukaryota; Fungi; Ascomycota; Sordariomycetes; Glomerellales; Glomerellaceae.
AUGACUAUGUCGAUAACCAAAAUUGUGUUGAAGAAUGGCGUGCUCCUCAUUCACGGAGAGGAUGGCAAGGUGAAACCACAACGGUUGGACAUUCUCAUCAAAGGAGACACAAUUUCGAAAAUCAGCCAACACAUCGAAACAACUGGCGAUGGUGUCAAAGUCGUCGACUGUGAGGGCAAGAUCGUGUCUCCCGGCUUCAUUAGCACACACCAUCACGUCUGGCAAACCGCGCUCAAAGGUCGUCACGUCGACCACACGCUGCUCGAGUACCUACCGCGAGGAAACUUCAUCGGCUCAUUAUUCUCUGCCGAAGACGCAUUCUGGGGUGAACUUGGUGGUGCACUUGAAGCAAUUGAUGGCGGCACCACGACCAUUGUGGACCACUCCAGUCUGAAUGUCGGCCCAGACUUCCCCCCGACAAUGAUUCAAGCCCUCGUGGCCUCUGGGCUUCGCGCAGUCUACUGCUACUGCGUUCCCAGAACAACCAGCUGGAGCCCCUUCUCUACAGCAGAUGACUAUACGUCUUCACAUGUUCUCGAAAAUUGGAAAUCGCUAGCCAUCAAAGGUCCAUACGGAGAUGGCCGAGUUCAGCUUGGUUUUGCGGUGGACAAUAUGUAUCAGUCGCCCGACCACAUGAAGCACCUCUACUCGGAGCUUCGCGCUGCAAAUGCCAAGGUCAUUACAUCCCACGGAGCCGCCGGUCUAGCCUUUGGCAAUGGACCUUCUGUCCUCCAAGUCCUUAACAACCACAACCUGCUAGGCUCAGAUAUCCUCAUCUCUCACGCAAACUUCCCAAAGGAUGGCGACGCAGAGCUUGUCAAAAAGCACGAUGUCUACAUCUCUGCCACGCCUAACACAGAGCUUCAGAUGGGCUGGCCGCCGGUCGCCCUUCAGCCUGACUUUGAAGCACACUCUAGCCUCGGAGUUGACUGCCACAGCUGUGGCAGCAGCUUUAUGCCCAGCCAGAUGCGGCUCGGCUUGCAGUAUGCCCGUAUCGAACGACAAGAGAAUCUUCGAAGGCAGGGCAAGUGGAGCCGCCAUGUCGGACCUUCGGCAGAGCAAGUCUUCAACCUCGCUACAAUUGGCGGUGCAAAGGCGAUUGGCAUGGCGGGCGAGGUUGGCCAGAUCCGCGUCGGUGCAAAUGCAGACCUAGUGGUGUUUAGCACUGACAGUCCCUCCAUGCUUCCAGCUGCUGAAGAGGACCCCAUUGCGGCAGUGGUUCUGCAUUCGAGUGAGAGAGACGUGGAGACGGUCAUUGUUGGUGGCGUGAUUAGGAAGGAAAACAGCAAGUUGCUACCUGUGACAGUCACUGGUGAAGUUGAGGGCGCCAGUGACCUCGGUCUUCACGGAAAAAGCAUCGCAUGGAAGGACGUUGCCAAGAAUUUGGUUGAGAGUCGAAAGAGAUUAAAUAAGAAGGCAGAAGGUAUUGACAUGAAGGCGGUGGAAGAGACGAUCAUGGACAAUUUCUACAUGAACCGGAAGGAUAUGCUUGAGCAGUCAUGA